AUGUCUACUCCAAAAGUUAUCCUCGUGUCAUCAGAUGAUGAGAAAUUCCCUGUUGAACAAAAAGUUGCUGAAAAAUCAAUCUUGAUCAAGAAUAUGAUUAAUGAUUUAAACCCAGAUGGAUUAACUGAAGAUUUCGAAAUCCCUACCCCCAAUGUACGUGCCAAUGUCUUGUCUAAAGUCUUGGAAUGGUGUGAACAUCAUAAGAACACUGUUUUCCAAGAUGACGAAGAUGAAGAUGCCAAGAGAUCAGUACCUGUUGAAGAAUGGGAUAGAAAUUAUUUGAAAGUUGAUCAAGAAAUGUUGUACGAAAUUAUAUUGGCGGCUAAUUAUUUGAACAUUAAGCCAUUGUUGGAUAGUGGAUGUAAGAUGGUUGCUGAAAUGAUUAAGAAUAAGAGUCCCGAAGAGUUGAGAAAGACUUUUAAUAUUGUUAAUGAUUUCAGUCCUGAAGAAGAAGCUGCUAUCAGAAAAGAGAAUGAGUGGGCUGAAGAUAGAUAA
Molecule: messenger RNA, 495 nt
Organism: Lodderomyces orthopsilosis Co 90-125
Lineage: Eukaryota; Fungi; Ascomycota; Pichiomycetes; Serinales; Debaryomycetaceae
Gene: SKP1
Product: SCF ubiquitin ligase subunit
Exons: 1
Coding region: 1-495 (164 amino acids)
Biological process (GO): mitotic cell cycle; SCF-dependent proteasomal ubiquitin-dependent protein catabolic process
Cellular component (GO): nucleus; cytoplasm
Molecular function (GO): cullin family protein binding
Source: RefSeq, a predicted model, not a curated record